AUGUCCGAAGUUGUUGAACAGAGGGCUAGCAAUGGUGAUAAUGCUUCAGCCAAGACUAGUUCUUCCCAAAACACUAGAUUAAAGAAAUUGACCAGUGGGUCGGAAUGGGUGUCUCCAUUCAGAGAAUCUGGACAUUCGCAGAAGAACCUUCGUAAGCAAUUAAAGGAAGAUAACUCUAUUAAGAAUAUACAUGUUCCUAGCAAGUUUACGACACAUCCUACGUUAGAAGCCCAGAAGAAGGAGAAGAAGGAGAAGGAAAAGGCGGCCAAAUUGGAAAAGAAGAAGAAGGAAAAAGAAGCCAAGGAGAAGGAAGCAAAAGAAACGGCAGACAAGGAAGAUGAAGAAGAAACCAAGGGUGUGACUUUGAAAAACACUGAGGUCGACCCUUUGAAAGCUGUUACCUUGAAAGAUGACGAAGCUGAACCAAAGCUGUCGAAGGAUGCAUCUUUGCGUUCGUUGAAAGAUGAACCAAUUGACACACCUAAGGAGAGCGUGAUCGGAGGUAGCAAGAAUACCGAGGACCUUGAAUAUGGAGAAGAUGUUUAUGAAGAUGACGUCAAAGGUGACAAUGAAUCAGAAAGACCAUUGUCAGAAGCUGAGCAAGCUGAAAUUGAAGACCAAGCUGACGGAGAGGCUGAAAAAGAUAAGUCUGUGACUACUGGGGAAGCUUCUAAAGAAUCUGAAACUGCUGCUAAGGAUAAAGAGGUAAGUGGUUCUGAUAAUAUUGAGCAAGAGGUCAAGGAAACACCAAUUGAGCUUGUGACUCAACCAGGAUCCAAAUACGAACCUGUACCUUUACCUAAUCAAGAAAUCUUGGACAAAUUAAAGGAUAAGCCUAAAUUAUUAAGCCGUUACCAAGAAUUGAAUGCCGCUGCUGUUAGUUCUUUAUCCCGUAGUCUCGAUGACCCUAAUAAAGUUGUUGAGUUAGGAAGUGGUUUAAGGAUGACCCAACAGCAACUAUUAGAUAUUGCUGCUAAAAGGGUUGCCCCUGUUAUAACCAACAUCAAUGAGGAAGUCGCAAAGACCAGAGAUGAAGAUGAAAUUAAGAGAAAGAAGGAAUUGGAUUCUAAGGUUGCAAGCCAUGAGAAAAAGUUGCAAAAGGACUUUGAUAAACACAAGAAGAAGCUUGAAAAGCAAAAGUCCAAAUUCACUAUUGAUAUUGGUAAAAAAUUAGAAGAUUUAAAGACAAAGAUGAAGAAUUCUGAUUUAACUGCCGCAAACUUUGAGAAAGAAACAAGGAAGGAAGUUGAUACAGCCAAUGACGAUUUCAAAGAGCGUGAAACUACUGCGGUUGAGAAACAUGCCAAGGAUAAAGAUACCAUUAUUAAGAACCACGAAGAAUUGGAAGCAACCAAGAAACAGGAAUUAGAAGAUGCAAAGGAGAAGCAAGAAAAGACAACCGAAGAAAUUGAAGAAUUACAUGAUAAGAAAACUGAAUUAGAUAACGCUAACUCAGAGUUGUCUACCAGAAUUGAAGAGCUUACCGCCGAGUUAAAUGAAAAAACCAAAGAAUUAGAUGACUUGAAAUCUAAACAUGCCACAAAAGAGGAUGGUAUUUCUAAAAACUUAGCUAGCAAAGAAGAGCUUGAUAGCAAGAUUGCAACCACUAAAAAGGAAUUAGAAACUAAGAAAAAGCGUCAUGACAAAUUAUCCGCUGAAGUUGGUGUCCUUGGUGGUGUUUUGGCUGCGUACGCAGCUAAGUUAACUAAUUUAAAAUCUGAAGCUUCCUCCCAUGGCGAAAGGUUGACUGAUGCAAAGAAGAAAUAUAAAGACUGGGAAGCUGAAAAAGAUCAAUUGGCUACCGAAAUAGCCAGAGAACAUGAACGUAAAAGGGUUACUGCACAAGAAGAAGCUGAAACCAGACGUGUGGAAGAAGAAUUAGAAGAAAAGAGGUUACAAAAGGAAGCUGAAAGAAAAGAAGCUGAAGAAAGAGUAGCUGCUAAAGAGGAAGAAGAACGUAAAUUGCAAGAAUCACACGAGAAGGCUGAAGCUGAAAGAUUAGCUAAUGAUCCUGAACACCAAUUCAUGUUGGCUAAGCAGAAGAGAGAAUUAGAUGGCCAAAGAUUAGAAGAUGAAAGAGCUGAGAAAGAACGUGUUUAUAAUGAGCACAAGAAUAAGGAAGCAGACGAAGCUAAGAGAUUGCAAGAAGAAAUUGAAGAAUUAAAGCAACAAAAGGCUCGUCACGAAGCUUCGUCUAGAGAAGAAGCAGACAAGUUGGCAGAAGCUAAGUUGUUGCAAAUUGAACAGCUAAAGAAAGAACAUGAAGAAAGAGUAAGAUUGUUCAAAGAAAAGUUAGAAUUUGAAGAAUUACAAAAAUCUAGACUCUUGGAUGAAGUCGAUAAUUUGAACAAAAUUAAGCAAUUGAGGGAAGAGAAAGCUAGAUUAACCUCUGAAUUGAAUAAGGAGGUUGAUUUGAGUGACGUAAACAAACUAAUUGAAGAGCGUGAACUUGAAGUUUCUAGAUUAAGUAAACAGAUCGAAUUAGAUAACUCUGAUUUGAACAAUUUUAAGUCUGCUCAGAAAUCUGAACAACCAAAAUCUUUGGAACAAUCGAAGAACACCGCCGAGUCUGGAAAACCUUCCAAAGAUUUGCAUAAUGCUCCUAUCUUUGCGAAUAUUGGUGGCAGUUCGAAGAAUCAAAGCAUUGCCAAUAAAUCAGAACCCCUGAAAUCAGUAAAGGAUGACAGUACUUCUAACAACUCAUCUCUGAAAAAGUCUGGAGCUCUUGCGACCGGCAUUGCUUCUGUUGGUGUUGUUGGUGCUACAGGUGCCGGUACCGCUGCAGCUUUAAAUGCUAAACAUAAUUCCAGGGAUGUUUCAAAUCUGAAUGAAACUAAGAGUAGUGGAGGUGGUUUGAGUAAGCUCAAGAGUUUAACUAAAAGAAUCAGAGGUAGUUCUGUUUCUGAUGCAAACACUGAAGAACCAGCUGUUUCUAGUAAAGAGAAAAAAGCAAGCACAAGAAACGCAGCACCUGUGAAUAUUUCGAAGCAACCAGACGGGAAAUCGACUAAGACGAAGGCUGUUCCAUUGGCUGCACCAUCUCAAAAGACUGAUAAUUAUGCAGCAAGCCACUCAGAUGCCUCCUCGGCAUAUGAAACGUACUCGGUAUAUGAAGAAGUUUCGGAAGCCGAAUAUCAAAAGAAUUUGGGCAACCCAAACUAUAUGGAAAUGACUGCUGAAGAAUUUGAAAAGCAUAGAAAAGCGGAAGAUCUCUAG
Debaryomyces fabryi is the source of this 3216-nucleotide messenger RNA. RefSeq names its product Slk19p (gene SLK19). Bases 1 to 3216 code for a protein of 1071 amino acids. The record is from RefSeq and is a predicted model, not a curated record. NCBI's taxonomy places the organism in Eukaryota, Fungi, Ascomycota, Pichiomycetes, Serinales, Debaryomycetaceae. The transcript has a single exon.